AUGCGCUUCGCCACCUUGUACCUUGCCGCCGGAUCUGUCCUGGCCACAGAGGCAGUCUCGUAUGUUCUCCCGCGUGACGGCUACAACACGGGGUCCGUCCCCCUUCCAUCACGCCUGUUGCAUCAUUGGCCUAAUGGUACCUGGGUGGAAAAUAUCUCUGUCCGACCGAAUGGUAACCUCCUGCUGACGACCUCCACCCCCAAUGGCACUGUCUGGCAUGUCAAGAACCCUUGGGACAAUGAACCCGAGGUGGAGUUGGCCUAUAACUUUGACGAGUGGGUCGACCGUCUGAUUGGUAUUGGCGAGUCAACUCCGGACAAGUAUGUAGUCGUAGGCUCGCGAUUCUACAGCCCUGGCCCUUUUUCCAGCCAGGUGGACAGAACCUUCUGUGCCAUGGAACUCGACUACAGCGCAGAUCCGAAAGGUGCUCCUAAGGCGCGACUGAUCGCCUGGUUCCCGGAGGCGACCCUUCUCCAAUCUGUUGCUGCCCUGCCCUGGAACCACUCAACUGUGCUCAUAUCCGACCAGUAUGUCAUCCGUGGUCGAUAUGAGCAGAUCGACUGGACACCUAGCCCUGGACAGAUUUGGCGCCUGGAUACCAAUACAGGAGAUCAUACUAUCGUUGCCACCAACUACUCUGAGAUGAACACCACUUAUCACCACGGCGAGGAUGUUGGUAUCGACGGAAUCAAGAUUCUUGACGACUAUCUGUAUUGGGUAAACCAGGACGACGGUGGUAUCUACAAGUUACAGAUUGAUGAGGACGGUGUCCCCCUGGCUCCCGGCAAGGCUGAGCUUGUGUCAAAGGUCGACGAUCAGCUGUGGGAUGACUUUGCCUUCGGCCCUGGUGACGAGAAAAUAAUCUGGGCGACUGGUUAUAACUCCAUCUGGGCUGUUUCAAUCGACAACGGUACGGCUAUGGUUGUUGACGGUGUCGGGACGAGCGAUAAUCUGACCUUUCCUGGCCCGACUGCGGCCCAAUUUGGCAGGACUCAGGACGACUGUCACAUCCUGUACGUCACUGGAAAUUUGUACUCGGUCCCCGACAACCUCCUGAACUUGGUCAUGGGUGGAUGGGUCAGAGCCAUUGACACUACUGGCUUCCACUUCUCAUAG
This is a messenger RNA of Neoarthrinium moseri, 1116 nucleotides long. RefSeq lists its product as uncharacterized. NCBI's taxonomy places the organism in Eukaryota, Fungi, Ascomycota, Sordariomycetes, Amphisphaeriales, Apiosporaceae. The record is from RefSeq and is a predicted model, not a curated record. Bases 1 to 1116 code for a protein of 371 amino acids. The transcript has a single exon.